This is a messenger RNA of Daldinia caldariorum, 942 nucleotides long. RefSeq lists its product as uncharacterized. The transcript is spliced from 2 exons. NCBI's taxonomy places the organism in Eukaryota, Fungi, Ascomycota, Sordariomycetes, Xylariales, Hypoxylaceae. The record is from RefSeq and is a predicted model, not a curated record. Bases 1 to 942 code for a protein of 313 amino acids.
AUGGCCUUGUCAGCAUACAAGACCAUCCAAACCUGGAUUGCUCAACAGCUGGAGUACGAAACUAUGCACGGCUCUCCCGCACCGCUGACAGACGCACAACGGAAAUUGCUCGAGAAGCUUCAAGCUGUUUUACCUCCUGUUACACCACUUCUACCCGAACCCGAGCUAGGGGAUGCUAAUUGGAUCGGCAUACUAUUAGAAUACCGUGCUGCCAAUCAAAGAGUACCUAGUAACGUUCCCGGCGGUGAUUUUACGGAACAACCAGGGCCAGUCGUAUAUGGAGUCCUGAAAUGGCAUUGUCAAGUGCGUAUUGACGAGCACUCGGAGCCAUUCCCUGGGCCGGAUGGUGGCUUAUACCCAGACGGAACGAUGCCAUCUUUCGCACGCAAGAAAGAUGCCAAGAAAUAUGCUGCAAAAUGUGCUGUUGAAUGGCUCGGCGAAAAUGGAUACAUGCGUCGACUCAAUGUUAACAGCGUAAACCCGCCUCCAGUUCCAGGGAAACCGCCGACUCCACAACCUUCGCCGGCUAGGAAGAAGCAGAAGAUUAUGCCGUCUCCACCGGAGAACCCUCAAGACUCUGCUCCCAGUCCUCAGCCAAACGAAGAUCCGGAGAGCCUCUUACCUAAAGGGAUUGCCUCCACUUUCAACAAGGACGAGGUCUCACCCGUUUUUGAAGUUGAGCGACUUUGUACUCGACUUGGCUUCCCUGGCUUUCCUCGGUUUAAGGUCACGGAGAGCAAGAUGCUCGGCUUCUUUAAUGGCUUUCCAGACCUCGGGGCAUUGUCCUCGAAAUUACCCCCAGGCAUCGGCCAUGUAAAUGAUAUCUACGGCAAGAAGGCAGUUAGGGAGAAGAUUGCAGAAGAGUUGCUUGAGCCUCUGAAAAAGCUGGCUACACAGUCUGGACAGGCGGACAAACAAGCAGAGCCACAGAUUCCAGCCUAG